AUGACAAUUAGAACCACUGUCUCAUCAAAUGUUUACUUUCCAUCGAAUUCUCAUCCACUGUGGUCUACACAUUCAUCCACAUUGCCAACCGGUAUAACAUCAAAUUAUUAUGAUCAACGUUACGCACAACAACGACCAACUGAUCCAAUUUUUCGUACACCAAUAAUCAGAUCGGGUGUUCCAACACAUUUUUCAUUUCCCAACACAGCAACUCAUCUUGGAUUUUAUUCUAAUUCAUAUGCAGAUAUGUUUGGAACUAAUGAUCCUUAUAUGAAUCAGUUGAGAACAACAGCAGCUACAUCUUCAUUUGGACAGAACAAUGGCAGUUCAACAAAUUAUCAGCAUACAUCAUCUAAUCGAAAGAAUGAUUUAUCAUCUAAUAAAAAUAAACUAUACACAUCACCAAUACUAGGUAGUAAUACGUCAGAUAUAAAUGUCUCAUUAUCAUCGCACCAUCAUCAUUCUACUAUUUCUAAUGGUCAUCGUCAUUCACAUAGCACAAACGGAACACUUUCACCAUCAAUAAUUGAUUCAUCAGGAUCAUAUCAUCCUUCGCAACAAGAGACCAACCGAGCAAUAUUAAAUUAUCAGAAAAGUGAUGAACGACAGCUUUUUCCAUUGAAACGAUCACAUUCACCAGGACAGAAUAGUAUUCAUCACUCUUCAUCGGACGAUUUACAAACAACACCAAUAAAUGAAGAUAUAUUAAUCUUAAAAAAAUUUCGUCGAGAAAAUUUUGUCACAUUAAGUUCAGGAGAAAUGAAAAAUAUAGAAAAAUUAACGACAAAUGAUUUUAUUAAAAGUGCCGAUGAUAGUAAUGAAUAUUCAAGUAUCCUGACACGUGUAGAAGAUGUAGGAGUUGUCGAUAACAAAUCGGGAAAAGCACAAAUUAUAUUUGACAUUACUGAACUUCAAAAAAGGAUUAUCUAUGAUGUAUUAGAAGAAAUGCCAUUUUUUGUGUACCAACAAACAUGGUCAUCAAUUAAUCCGAAUAAAACUCGUACAGUUUGUGGCCUUAAAUGUCGUCAAUUGGAAAAGGGCGAUUUAAUCAUUGCUGCUAUGGAGCAAGAUAAUCUCACAUCGAUUUUGACUUCUUCAUUGGCAACCCCAUCAUCCUCACCACCACCGUCAUCAACAUCCAUUAGCAAAAACACAGCGUUAUCUCAUUUGUCUCCGUGCAAAACAACACCAACGAAAUUUUUGUUUAAGCGUUAUAUAGAUGAAAAUACGGGUAAAAAUAAUUAUAAUGAACAUUUAAGAAGCGAGACUGAUAAAUGGAGUGAAUCGAGCCAUACAUCACAAUUCAUUCCCACAAUAACAACUGCAGCGAUAGAAACCGUUCAAAACAAUGUUCAUCGCAAAUCAUUAGAAGAAAUUUCUACAACGAAUAAAAAUAUUCCAAUUUGCUCAGCAUCCAGAAGCCCCUCAUCAACAUCUCCUUCACCUCCUUCAGGUACUCAUAAACGUCAAAAACUAUCCUCCAAUACAUCAACAGUACAAAAGACCGACAUGAGGAUAUCUAAAAGUACAAAUGAAACAUUGAGCAAUUGA
This is a messenger RNA of Didymodactylos carnosus, 1551 nucleotides long. Lineage: Eukaryota; Metazoa; Rotifera; Eurotatoria; Philodinida; Philodinidae. The record is from the annotation of a GenBank genome assembly.